Molecule: messenger RNA, 1148 nt
Organism: Coffea arabica (coffee)
Lineage: Eukaryota; Viridiplantae; Streptophyta; Magnoliopsida; Gentianales; Rubiaceae
Product: leucine-rich repeat extensin-like protein 1
Molecular function (GO): protein binding
Source: RefSeq, a predicted model, not a curated record
GGACCGGUGAACCCCGAGCCCGUACAUUCAUCUCCAUCACCACCACCUCCGGUAUACUACCAGCCACCUCCACCGGUAGAGACCCCACCUCCUACUUAUCAACCUAAAGCACCUCCUCCACCGCCAGUUUACACUCCAGCACCAACUUAUCAUGCUCCGCCGCCCCCACCUCCUACUUAUCAGCCUAAAUCACCUCCUCCGCCGGUUUACACUCCAACACCAACUUAUCAAGCCCCGCCGCCUCCACCACCACCACCUGUUUAUGUAACAUCUCCUCCUCCUCCUCCACCUGAACAUAAACCGCCAACUACUCCAGCUCCUUCACCAGGAGCGUAUGCACCAAACCCAUCGCAUCCUCUUCCACCACCACCGCCACCCUACAAAUGUAAUGAACCACCACCACCACCACCACCUGAAUGUAACGAACCUGUCCCACCACCACCACCACCUAUUGAACAUCAUUGGCAGUCACCUCCAUCUCCUCCACCACCCAGUACUCCAUAUCACUACACCUCCCCACCACCACCAUCACCAUCGCCACCUCCUCCAUAUGUAUAUAAAUCACCGCCACCUCCAUCACCAUCGCCACCGCCUCCAUACAUUUAUUCGUCCCCACCGCCGCCAUCACCAUCCCCACCUCCACCAUACGUGCAUCCAUCACCGCCGCCACCCGAGAUGAACGUUCCCCUUCCUCCAAUAACAGGAGUCUCUUAUGCAUCACCGCCACCACCUACAAUUCCAUACUAUUGAACCCUUCUCAAGUGAGAGGAUUUGGAUGGGGAUUCAUUUGCAUGCAUGCAAAUAGCAAAGUUACAAAGGAGGGCUCAAAGUGGUUGAAUUUUGGGUUUGACUUUUGAGAGGCUGCUUUCUAGUUUUGAGCAAUAAUUUUUAUAUUAGAGAUAAAAGUAGUCUCAUAUGAAUUUUUUUGGGCUAUUAUUAUUAUUAUUUUUUGUUUUCAUUUCUUUGGGGGCCUAAUCAAAAUUGAUUAGGGUAAAAAAAAAAAAAAACUCAUUUUUGAGUUUCUUGUGUUGUGUCAAAACAACCCAAGGGGAGAGAGGGGGGGGUGGGGUUAACAUUUGUAUUAUUUGUUAUACAUAUGUUUAUUGUGUAUAAUUGAAAUUUAUUUACUAUAUCCAUGAAUUGAUUCA